AUGGGCGAAGAUGAAAAUACCGCAGCAUUCGAUGUGGUGAUGGCCGGCGAGGCGAACAAUGACGGAAACACCAUUACGGUUAAGGUGCCGAGCGAUAGCGAUGGUGCCGCGGCCACUGUCAUAGGCAGUACCAUGAUGAAUAUGCAGAAAGAUAUGCACACGAUCUCGGCCUACAGGAAUAUCUUGACCAAAUGA
Messenger RNA from Coniosporium apollinis CBS 100218, 195 nucleotides. RefSeq lists its product as uncharacterized. The transcript has 2 exons. The coding region runs from base 1 to 195 and encodes 64 amino acids. The record is from RefSeq and is a predicted model, not a curated record. Lineage: Eukaryota; Fungi; Ascomycota; Dothideomycetes.